AUGAAACCCUGUCAAAAAAUGGAAGGAAAACCAGAAAAUGAGAGUGAGCCAAAUCUUGAGGAAGAGCCAAAGCCUGAGGAAAAGCCAGAGGAGGAGGAGGAGGAGGAGCCAGAGGUGGAGGAAAAAACAGAAGGAACUUUUAGAGAAAGGCUGAUUCAGUCUCUCCAGGAAUUUAAAGAAGAUAUACACAACAGGCAUUUAAGCAAGGAUGAUAUGUUUAGAGAAGUGAAUGAAUUAGAUGAGAUAAGGAGAGUAAGAAACAAACUUAUAGUGAUGCGUUGGAAGGCUAAUCGAAACCAUCCUUACCCUUAUUUAAUGUAG
Messenger RNA from Pipistrellus nathusii (Nathusius's pipistrelle), 321 nucleotides. NCBI's taxonomy places the organism in Eukaryota, Metazoa, Chordata, Mammalia, Chiroptera, Vespertilionidae. The record is from the annotation of a GenBank genome assembly.